Molecule: messenger RNA, 752 nt
Organism: Equus quagga
Lineage: Eukaryota; Metazoa; Chordata; Mammalia; Perissodactyla; Equidae
Product: cytochrome P450 2C18-like
Exons: 6
Coding region: 18-752 (244 amino acids)
Biological process (GO): xenobiotic metabolic process
Cellular component (GO): intracellular membrane-bounded organelle; cytoplasm
Molecular function (GO): heme binding; iron ion binding; oxidoreductase activity, acting on paired donors, with incorporation or reduction of molecular oxygen, reduced flavin or flavoprotein as one donor, and incorporation of one atom of oxygen
Source: RefSeq, a predicted model, not a curated record
CUAAGUAAGAAGAGACAAUGGAUCUGGUUGUGUUCCUGGGGCUCUGUCUCUCCUGUUGGUUUCUCCUUUCACUCUGGAAACAGAGCUCCAGGAAAGGGAAGCUCCCACCUGGCCCCACUCCUCUCCCUAUUAUUGGAAAUAUCCUACAGUUAGAUGUUAAGGACAUCAGCAAAUCCUUAAGCAAUCUCUCAAAACUCUAUGGCCCUGUGUUCACUCUGUAUUUGGGCUUGAAGCCCACUGUGGUGCUGCAUGGAUAUGAAGCAGUGAAGGAAGCCCUGAUUGAUCUGGGAGAGGAGUUUUCCGGAAGAGGCAGUUUCCCAGUGGCUGAAAGAGUUAAUAAAGGACAUGGAAUCCUUUUCAGCAAUGGAAAGAGAUGGAAGGAGAUCCGUCGUUUCUCCCUCAUGACUCUGCGGAACUUUGGGAUGGGGAAGAGGAGCAUUGAGGACCGAGUUCAAGAGGAAGCCCGCUGCCUUGUGGAAGAGUUGAGAAAAACCAAUGCUUCACCCUGUGACCCCACUUUUAUCCUGGGCUGUGCUCCCUGCAAUGUGAUCUGCUCCAUUAUUUUCCAGAAUCGUUUUGAUUAUACAGAUCAGACUUUUCUUAACUUGCUGGAAAAAUUUAAUGAAAACCUCAGGAUUAUGAGCUCUCCAUGGAUACAGGUCUGCAAUAAUCUCCCUGCUCUCAUUGAUUAUCUCCCAGGGAGUCAUAACAAAAUGCUUAAAAAUUUUGAUUAUUUGAAAAGUGCAACAUGA